AUGGAUGUGGGAGGGUCCAGACCACUUUGGGUGGUGCCACCUCUGGGCAGUUGGUCCUGGGUUCCGUAUGAAAGCAGGUUGAGCGAGCCGGUUCUGUACUCCGAGAUGAGCAGGAAGAUCUGGAAGUUUGCUAAGGCUUCGCCCUCACCUAGACUUAUCCCUGAGUGGAAGAAUUUGAAAUCCUCCAUCCAUGAGAUCUUGAAGGAGAGUGAGGUUCAUGAAGAAGUCAGGAAAAAUGUGUCUGUCCUGAGCGACUUGCCCAAGAUCCUAUACCACGAGUCUUAUUUUUUACAGAAAACACCUUUCGUGAGCUUGUAUUCACUGGACACCACCUAUAUCAUCGCCUUUAACUGGUUGGAAUACUUUGAGAGACAGACACAUGCAGUAGUAUGGAUACAAGAAAAAGAUACAGAAGAGGAAAGGAAGCUCACAAAGAUGAAAUUCCCAUUGACAGAUGAAGUGCCACCCAUCGAGUCGAUGGUCCAUGUGGCAUCCUAUUGCCUGUUAAUAGUUUAUUGUGAAGAUAUGCGCCUGCGGCUCUUUGGAGACCACCACCAGGCGUUCAUAGCUCUGAGCACGGUGCCCUGUCACUUCUCCAUCAGUUGUCUCUGCUAUGACUCAGACACCGAGGUGCUCUUUUCUGGUACUAUGGGAGCUGUGGUUAUCUGGUUCAUUGUAGCUAAUGGUAAGGGCCUCCAGAUGGCUAACAAAGUGACCCUGAGAGGUUAUGAACUUGUACAGGACUUGCACAUGAGCCCAAGCCUGGGCUCCCUGAUAGCUCUGUGUGAGAGUGUAGUGAGGGUGUUUACCCACAAGGGUCAAGGCCAGCUUAAAGAAGUGAAGACAUUCACUCUCCUAUCCGGUGGCUUCUCCCUUACCUGCUGCUGUAGCUGUGUGCCACAGAACACCUUCUAUGCUGGAAACAAGAACGGAGAGAUCCACGCGUGGGAUUUAGAUAACAGUGCUUUCCUCAACAGUUUCAUGGCCCACCCCUCAUCCGUGAUAUCCAUCCACAGUCGGCCUGAGACCUUCACCUUAUUCACAGCAGGCAGCGAUGGUAUGUUGAAGGAGUGGAACCUCACCUCGGGGAACUUACUGAGACAGGUGGAUGUCGGCACAGAUCUGCAGCAGCUGCGAUUUAUUGAUAACAGCACAUUUUUCUGCCAGAGCACGUCUGGUUUCUCCUUGUACUUACUGCCCCAUUUUUACAACCUCUUCAACAUCUGCGGCUCUGCCCCUCAGAAGAUACAACGGGUCUCCUGUGGCCAUAACUGUACUCGUAUCCUGUGUGCCACAGAGGACGGCUUGCUGCGUUUCCUGUCUCCGGUAACCGGGGACCUCCUCAUUGUAACCUGGCCCCUGCUUGCCAUGGAUAAGGCUGUGGCUUGGGCCUAUCACUCAGAGAGAGAGGAGCUCUUUGUGGCAAUCGGCAGCGCAGAGUUGCUAGUGUUUGAUGCCACACGUUCCCCGUGUCCAGCCAAAUAUCUCCUGGGCACUUCGGAAAACUACAAAGACAAAAUAAAAUGCCUGGCUUACGGUGGGUCUCAUUUGGUUGACAGUAAAAAGGGGUUGAUGUUCUGUGGGCACGAGAGCGGCAUUGUGAGAAUCCUAUCCCAGGACUGUUCUGCCCGGACAGAGAAAUCUGUGCACUCUGGGCCAGUGUUGGCGUUAUGCACGCCAGAGGGCUUUGAAGAAAGUCCCUUGGUGUGUUCCUAUGGUAAGGACAACUACAUACACCUCACAAAAGCGGUGCAUUCCGAGAGGAGCAUGGACUUGCAGCCUGUGUCUGCAAUCUUCUGCGCUUAUCCCUUAAAACAUAUGGUACUCUUGCCAGGUUCUGUGGGGGCCAUCACCGAGCACUCCUGCUGGUUUCUCUGGCGCUAUCAAGAUGUUUCAGAAGCAGCAUCGCAGUCUAGUGUUAUGACGAGACACACGACCUCACUGCAUGAAUGUGCUAUCACUUCAUUUGAUAUCUGCCUCUCCCUGAAACUCUUUGUCACAGGAGCCACGGAUGGAUCAGUUCGGGUCUGGGACUUGCGUGGGAAACUCAUAACCCAGUUUGAAUCUGAACUGCAUUUUAGUUCACCCUGCUUCGCCAAUAGUCGAGGUGACCUGCUCUUGACUUUCAACCAAAGCAUCUACAUAGUAUCCUGCCUAAAGUUGCUCCCCCCCAACUACCUGUUCAACCUAAGCACUUUAACCUUCGAAGAAGAUAUACUGGAGACCCCAAAGCCCUUCCUCCCCAGCUUUUUCUUCCUCUUCGAGUUGAUAUUUGUCCCCAAAUUCAUGUACAUGGAGCAAAGUGUCCAAGAACUCCAGGGGCUAGAGACCCUCAUCAACAAACGGGCCAUCGCUUUUGAUGACAUUGUGCCCCACGUUGUAGAGGAGGGCAGACAUACAUCCACCAUGACUCAAGAGAGACCUGGGUUGUACUAUGCACAGGAGAAAUAUGUUGAUUUCGCCACUUCUGACACCAAGCUGAAGUACCCAGAUGCCGUCGCUGCUCAGUUACAGGUACCUGGCUGGGAUGGGCUGAACUCCUACCGGAUACUCCAAGGCUUCUUUGGCAAAGGGCACAAAUGGCCCUUUGCUCCAGAUUGCUACAUCCCUAACUCAGUGAUCCGUGCCCGCCUUUGGCCUGAUGGUACCCCGGUCUUCCUACGCUAUGAUCUGUGCUUAUCGUAUGAAGAAAUGAUCGAAGAGAUACCCGAGAUAUUAAGGAUCCACCCAGCGCCAUCCCUGAGUCCAGAUGAUAUGGAAAUGCGAACCAAGAAACUGAAGGAUAUAUACCAGGAGCAGAAGAGAGAAUCUUAUGGCAUCCUCGAAAGAAUGUCAGACAAGAGCUGGAUAGGGAAAAAGUUUAGUGACGGAAUUAUAGAAAAUCUGGUAGAGACCAUUCUCAACCUCACAGUUUUCUGUUCUACGGAAAAAUACAGGAAGUAUUUCACUGCUCUGGCCGAGAUUUUUGCCACUCACCAAGUCCCUUCGAGGAUGCGAAUCGAGACAGCCUGUCGCCUGCUCAAAGAUAUAACGCACUACAAUGCCAGCAUCCGGGAGCUGGCCUGGGAAAUGCUAGAGAGGUUAGGCUUCAUCAGCCAGGUUUUUACUGUGCCCCUGAUCAUGGGAUUGAUGGACAGUGAGAAGGCUGUGCGGGCCAAGGUCGUGCAACUUUUGUCCAAAUACACAGGCAUCCAAAGCAAGGCUAUGUUGUUACACCAGCUAAGACAACCACAUGUCUACCGCGAAUUACAACAAGAAGUGUCAGAUGACUUAUCUCUAAGUCACAUCCUGAGGGUUGAGGACAAUGACUUGCAGGACCUGCGUGGCUGCGUCAAGGAGCGGCUAAAUGAAGACCUGAGCUUGUCAAACAGAGCUGGCUCCCUUCGCUUUUCUAUUGAUUUGGAGAAGGACCUGGAGAUGGCUGACAAGGAAGCAUUUAUACCUGAGCCAGGAUCGAAAAUCAUCGACGGGCUGAAGAAAAGAAAGAAACAUGUUCAGAGCAAGACCAGAAAGAUUGUUAGAAGAACCCUGAAGAUAUCCAAGAAAAUUAAAAAGACAGACUUGCAAAAGGAGCCUUUAGAGACUCCAAUUGAACAAAGAAAGAGUAGGAAAAUCAUACAAGUUGACACCAAGGAUGGCUUCUUAAUGCCAGAGCUGCCUCUCAUCACUGAGAAAACCCGGGAAGCAACCCAGGAAGCAGUGGAAGUCAAAGAGACAUUAGUAGACAAAGGGGCCUUGGGAAUCAAAGGGGCUUUGGGAGUCAAAAAGGCCUUGGCAGCCAAAGGGGUCUUGGGAGUCAAAGGGGCCUUGGGAGUCAAAGGGGUCUUGGGAGUCAAAGGGGCCUUGGGAGCUGAAGAAGUCUUGAGAGGUGAAGAGACUUUGGGAGCCAAAGAAGCCCUGGCAGCUGAAGAGGCCCUGGCAGCUGAAGAGGCCUUGGGAGCUGAAGAGGCCUUGGCAGCCUUGGGAGCCACAGACAAGGAUGCGGCCUUAAAGCCAAAAACCCAGACUUACUUAAAAAAGCCUUUGAAAAUGGAAAAAGAAAAGAUAGCACAAGAGGAGUCAAAAGAGGAUGUUUCAGAGAUAGAGGCUAAAGCACUUAAAGCACUCCAAGAGAAAUUACCACCUCCUGCUGAGCUAGAGAAAGAACCUGUAAAGCCCAGUCGUGGAAUAGCAGGGAUUCCUGGUCGUAUGGUCUCUCGCCAAGAGAGGAAGUCUUGGCGAGAGGAUAUUUGCCACCUUGUCACUUCAAGAAUAGCGAGUUCUCAUCCAGGGAUGGAAAGGGACCUGGGCAAAGAACUGGAGGAUUUGGCUGACAUGGUGCUCACCGACCAACCCAGCUGGGAUCUCUUCACAGACCUCUGUCCCUGGAAAAGGAUCUCACAUCCAAUACCAUCAGAGUCUGAGGUCUCUGGGCAUGGGCGACAUGUCCGUAAAAGAAAGGCGCCUAAGAAAGGUAUAAAGAGGGAAGUUACAACAGCUGCAGAUCAAGAGGAAAUAAGCACGCAGAAGAAACGGGAUAUUUCUCCAAAAGACAAGACAAAGAGGACAGAUUUCUCAGACAGUCGCAGGAUCUUAGAGAGAAAGAAGCCUAAAGCAACAGCAAAAAAACAAGGCAAAAUAACAGAGGAAAUAAUUGAAGACAACAAGGAGUUGACAAAACUCGAAGAGAAAAAGAGAUCGGUCAAGAAGGACAAGGGGAAGUUAAUCAGAGAGGAAGAGAAACCAACCCAUCCAGUGGAGGAACCAGAGGAGCAGGAGACGCUAAUCACAGAGGAGGAGAAACCAGUGCAACCAGAGAAGAAAACAAAGGAGAAGGGAAAGCUAAAGUUAACCACAGAAGAAGAGAAAUUAACCAGUCCAGAGGAGGAACCAGAGGAGGAAGCAGAGGAGCAACCAGAGGAGGAACCAGAGGAGGAACCAAAGGAGUGGAGGAAGUUAAUCACAGCAAAAAUGAAACGAAUACAUCCAGAGGAGGAAGCAAAGGAGAAAGGGAAGUUAAUCCCAGUGGAAAGGAAGCCAUCCCACCCAGAGAAGGAAGCAGAGGAAGAGUUAAUCACUUUGGAAGAGGAGUCCGCCAGUCCAGAGGAGGAACCAGAGAAGGAGAAGAGGAUGAUAAUCGCAGCAAAAGUGAAACCAACCAGUCCAGAGGAGGAAACCAAGAAGGAGAAGGCGAAGAUAACGACAUUGGAAGAGGAUUCAACCAUUCCGCAGGCGGAACCAGAGAAGGAGAAGAGGAUGUUAAUCCCACCAGAAAGGAAGCCAACCUCCCCAGAGGAAGAAACAAGGAAGGAGAAGUCAAUCACAUCAGAAAGGAAGCCAUCCCAUCCAGAGGAGGAAACCAGGAAGGAAAGGAGCAUGUCAGUCAUAUCAGAAAGGAAACCAACUCAUCCAGAGGAGGAAACCAAGAAGGGGAAGUUAAUCCCACCGGAAGAGAAAUCAACCAGGUCAGAGGAACCAGAGGAGAAGAGGAAGUUAAUCAUAGCAAAAAAGAAAUCAACCCUUCGAGUGGAGGAAACAAAGAAGGAGAAGGGGAAGUCAAUAUCAGAAAGGAAACCAGCCCGCCCAGAGGAGGAAACAAAGAAAGGGAAGUUGAUCCCAUCAGAAACGAAACCAGCCCGCCCAGAAGAGGAAACAAAGAAAGGAAAGUUGAUCCCAACAGAAACGAAACCAGCCCGCCCAGAGGAGGAAACAAAGAAAGGGAAGUUGAUCCCAUCAGAAACAAAACUAACCCGCCCAGAGGAGACACUGACACGAAAAAGGAAACACCCAAAGAAAAAGGAAGUGCUGAUUGUAAAAGGCAAGGAAGUAUUUGAGGGAAGAAAAGAGAGGCCAAUUCUACAAGAUAAGAAAGAGAGAUUACAGAGUAAGAAAGAGGAAAGUCAGUUCCAGGAAAAGGAGGAGGAGAUCAAACGGAAAAAGCAGUUGGUUCAGGAAGACGAGAAAGUGAUGUUUAUGAAAGAGGGUAUUCCGAGAGCCAAGGAAAGAUUGAGGUUAGGAAAAGGAAAGCCAGAAAUAACCCGAACAGAAGAUCAAAGUAAGAAAAAGCAAGGAAAAUUACUCCAGCAAGAGAGGACAUUAUCCGGUAGAAUCCAGCAGAAGCCUGUUGCUCAGUUUAGGGGAAAACCCAGAGAGGAAAUACAGCCAGCAGUUAAGGAACAGGCUGCAGAAAGCAGGGUUCCUCUUAAAGAGAUAAACGCUGGGGCCAAGGACAAGCUGGGGGUAGCUGGGAAGCAGAUGUUGAGGGUCCUGGCUGGGAUGCUUAGAAAACUACGUUCAAUGCCUUCUGAGAAGACAGAUAUGCCAGAAGAAGAGAGGCUAUCCAUUACGAGAAUUUAUGAUCAUGAAGGGGAAGUACUUAAGGAACAGGAGUUGAAAACUGAAGAAGAGAGAGAGCAGGCUGGGGAAGAAGGUGAUGUGGAGACUGAGGGAGACCAGUUGGAGGAGGACUACAGGCUAUUAGAGGAGUACAAGGAAGAUUUCCUGGAUAGAGCCCAGGUGGAGACACUGUUGAAAAGGUUCCAGGAGGCAGAGCUCUUAGGGCAAAGUCAACUGGUAGACCUUCUCAAGCACCUGGAGAUGAGCACGCUGGGAAAGAUCCCACUGAAGACACUGAUAGAGAAUAUCAAAGAAUGGGCUGAGAUGGAAAUGGAGGAAGGCUUGACUUACCCAGAAGGAGAAGGGGUCAGACUUGAUGAAGAGGACUCACAGAAACUGACUGAGGAACAGAGGAAAAGGAGGAUGAUCCUAAAAGGGAAUCGGGAAAAGAGGUUGGUUGAGAAGAAAAAGAGACUGGAUGCACAGGAAGACCUGGGUAAAGAGAAGGAGGAACAAUUCACCCAGGAAGAAUUGGGGCACCCCGGAAAGGAAGACAAGGCCAGGGUACGAGAGGAAGAGAUUCUAAGUGAAGAAGAAGAGAGCCUGGUCCAGGAAAGCCUGAGAGAGGCAAUCCAAAGUGGAGAAAUCUUGAGCAGCCAGAAAAUGAAAAUGCCAGUUGAGGAAAAGCUAAGGGAUGAGGAAUGGAGUCUCAGUGACGUCGAGAGCCUCAGUGAAGUCGAGAGUCUCAGUGAAGUCGAGAGUCUCAGUGAAGUCGAGCGUCUCAGUGAAGUCGAGAGUCUCAGUGAAGAGGAACUGAGUCUCAGUGAAGAGGAACUGAGUCUCAGUGAAGAGGAACUGAGUCUCAGUGAAGAGGAACUGAGUCUCAGUGAAGAGGAACUGAGUCUCAGUGAAGAGGAACUGAGUCUCAGUGAAAAGGAAAGCCUGGAGAAGGAAAGAGCGAUGAAAUUAGGCUCCAAACAACCAACGGAAGAUGAGAAUCUUGCUGGGGAAAAGGAAGGUAUCGCUGGAUGGCAAACAUUUCUGAGGGAUGAGGGCUUGCUUGACAUGGAUAGAGAUUCUAGAUUCAUGGGCAAAAGUCACUUAAUAGCAUCCCAGAGGUCCCCACAAGGGAAAUUGGGACUAUUCCUAAAAGAGUUGAAGAAAAGAUGGGAGGAUAGAUUUCUUGAAGCAGACUCCAUGGCCAGUUCACAGAGAAGUCAAGAGACUGGAACUUUGGAGGAAGACAGGAAGCGUUUUUCACAUGCUCUAGGAAUUGGCUUAAAGACUCAAAUCCCUGAGUGGCCCCACAGACCACAGCUCGAAUUACCCAUUAUCCUACAACCACAAAAGCCUAAAGGUGACAAAACAAAUUGGAUCUUGAAGAAUCAAGACAUUCCACUGGAGAAAACUAGGGAUCAGUCUGUACCUGUAACCCCUACCUCUUCCCCUAAAAGGUCACCUGAAAGAUAUCCAAGCCCGGUACAUACAGAGACACAUAUCUCAGAUGAGGGCUGGCUUAAUAAUACUCUCAGAAGGCUGAAAGCAGGAGAGCAAGUUUCCAAGGAGAGUUACCAUCAACUGCACCAGUAUCUCGGAGACUUCUCUUCACAUAGCCCCUGGGAAGGGAAACAACUUUCCACACUGAAGGCUAUUGUGCAGCACCUACAACUGAGCAGAGACUUAAGUCACACCCCACAGCCCAGUAAAGACAUUCAGACACGCUUAAAAGUGACCUCUCCAGUUAAAAGAAAAGAGGGGUGGCAGGCAUUACCCCCGGUCCAUGACCUGAAGAUAAUUUCACCCACCCAAGCUCAGAAACAAGAAGCCGUCAGCUGGGAUCAUUUGGCCCAGAUUUACAGGGAAAAGCUGGCUCUGCAGCUCUCAACUGCCGUCGAGGACACAGAGUAUCUUUAUCCCGCUAGAAGGGAAGUUCUCAGAGAUGACUAUCCCACUGUAGAUAGAAAGUCCCCGGCCGUGAUGUUCAAGGACUUCCCAGACUUGAGGGAGAAGAUACAGAGCCCCACAUUUUCCAGGAGAGGGAAGACAGUGACUAAGUCUGGACCAUUGUUACCACUGAUUGCCAGUAGGGCUACAGACUCAAAGGGGGUAAAUUGGGAACUCUUCAAUGAGUCACAUAGAAGCACCCGUAGGCAGCAGUUAGUGGAUUCUCUCAAAGAGAUUGACAUGCGACAAUUUUACCCUGCCCAAAGAGACAUUCUCACGGGGGCCCAUGCAUCUGUAGACAGACAAACUUUGGCACUGGUGUUUCAAAAGGAAUUCAAGGAUUUAAAGAAGAGAAGCAGGCACCCAAGACUGGUCAAAUUGAAGAAGACAACGGCACUCUCAGAAGAGAAAGAAGCACUACCUCCAUGGGAGACAUUUGUGGCGCUCUACCAUGUUUUGCAGAUGCUACAGCAGCGGUAUGCCAAAGACAGGGAUACUUGGAUGGAAAACUUUUACCAGCUCAUGGACCUAUAUCAGAUUAAGUCUCCACGAAUCCAGAGGUUACUGCUGGACCUGCUACUGAGCCGAGAGCCUCAACCCCAAGAGUUCGUCUCUAAAGAGGCUCUGAAGGUCAUGGAGCUAGUGCCUGGAGAACGGCUGUUCUAUCAUCUGAUUUGUGGUGGUUCCCGCAUCCCUGAUCAUUCCCUUAAGUUCUGUAAUGUGAUACCCCUCUCUGGGCAGAACAGAGUGGAUACUGUCCAACCUGUGGGCAUUGCCCAAUAUGGGUUUCUGGAACUUGCCUGGAAAAGCUUACCGCAAGUCAGUCCACACUUGGUCAAGAAGCUGUCCAUCACUGCCUCUAAUACUCACUGA
Messenger RNA from Apodemus sylvaticus (European woodmouse), 9132 nucleotides. RefSeq names its product WD repeat-containing protein 87-like. The coding region runs from base 1 to 9132 and encodes 3043 amino acids. The transcript has 9 exons. NCBI's taxonomy places the organism in Eukaryota, Metazoa, Chordata, Mammalia, Rodentia, Muridae. The record is from RefSeq and is a predicted model, not a curated record. Gene Ontology annotation, molecular function: protein binding.